AUGGUGCAGAAAGGCGUCUUGGCUUUGGCCGCCCUAGUGGCUGGCUCAUCGGCACAAUUUGCACAGUAUUCUACCAGUAACUACGCGGUAGCGGUCAAUGUGCCGUCAGACACAGCUUCCUCCGGCAGCGGCUCAAUAUUUCUGCAAAUCAGUGCCCCCAGCGGCACCCAAUGGGUCGCAUUUGGUCAGGGCACUGGCAUGUCAGGGGCCAACAUGCUCGUUGUAUAUGCCGCCGACAGCAACAACGUGACUGUAUCCCCCAGAUUGGGCACCGGCCAUGUUCAACCACGGUUCAACUCUGACGCCCAGGUCUCACUCCUAGAAGGAAGCGGUAUCGCCUCGGACGGCUCGCUUGUCGCCAACAUUCGCUGCGACAGCUGCCUAAGCUGGAGUGGUGGCAGCAUGAGCCCAACGGAUUCUUCGAGUAACUGGAUCUUUGCCCACAAAUCAGGAGAUCCUCUUGACUCAACAGACACAUCUGCCAACAUCAACCAGCAUGACAGUGACGGUGGAUUCACCCUGGACUUGACUCAGGGGACUGGUGGAAGUUCAUCAAACCCGUUCGUGGCAGCAUCCAACGACGACUCUUCCUCGGCAGCCCCGUCGGCGACCCAAUCUGGUUCCCAGUCCGCAACUGGAGGACCUGCCACCACAACCGAGACAGGGACGGCUACUGCAAGCACCGUGGUUACCCCUACCGGUGGCGUGUCCAACCCUAUCGUGAGCUCCAACCCGUCCUCGUCGAGCGGUACAGAGGUAAGCAGCGGAUCAGACGACAACAUCCGAACUGCUCAUGCCGUCAUCAUGCCUCUGGUCUUUGUGGUCAUGUUCCCCUUGGCGGCAUUGACGCUCUACCUCCCCUACACGAACAAAGUCCGACAUAUCCACGCUCCGUUGCAAGUUCUGAGCUUGGUCUUGAUGAUUGUCGGCCUGGGCCUGGGUGUUGAACUCGGCAAACAAGUCGACAACCUGGAUGGCUACCACAUGGUCAUUGGCUACAUCCUCGUUGCGUGGAUGGGGGUCUUCCAGCCUGCCCUUGGUCUGCUCCAGCAUAUGCAUUUCCGAAAGUACGGCACCAGGAGCGCUUCCGGACACACCCAUCGUUGGCUCGGCCGUGCCAUGAUCCUGCUAGGUGUCGUCAACGGCGGCUUGGGAUUCAAGACUGCGGGAAUAAUUGGCAGCCAAAACGUCCCGACCUACUCCGUUGCAGUCUACAGCGUCUUCUCUGGCCUUAUCUUUAUCGUCUACGUCGUCGUGCUCUGUCUCCCGAAUUACAACCAGACCGCCGGGUCGACACAAACCCUGCCAGGUGAAAAGCCCCGACCAAGAAUUGAAGGCUACGAGAUGCAUCGCCGCUCUGACGAUGACCGACCACUGCGCGGGUGA
Molecule: messenger RNA, 1386 nt
Organism: Fonsecaea nubica
Lineage: Eukaryota; Fungi; Ascomycota; Eurotiomycetes; Chaetothyriales; Herpotrichiellaceae
Exons: 2
Coding region: 1-1386 (461 amino acids)
Source: RefSeq, a predicted model, not a curated record